Oppia nitens is the source of this 1048-nucleotide messenger RNA. Its product is annotated as DNA-binding protein HU homolog. The record is from RefSeq and is a predicted model, not a curated record. Gene Ontology annotation, cellular component: nucleosome. The transcript has 2 exons. Gene Ontology annotation, biological process: nucleosome assembly. The coding region runs from base 185 to 928 and encodes 247 amino acids. Lineage: Eukaryota; Metazoa; Arthropoda; Arachnida; Sarcoptiformes; Oppiidae. Gene Ontology annotation, molecular function: DNA binding; structural constituent of chromatin.
UGUAUUUGAAGUCAUCUUUGAAUACAUUGAAUGCAAGCAUUGAAUCGUUGUUUUGCAACAAAUUCAGUGAUCGCGCCAUAAGUCGACUUCAAUACUGUUUUGUCCAAACAUUUGAUCACAUUUUGUAUCAUCACUUGUGUUGAUAUCACUAAAUCCAACCAAUUUGUCCACAAUUGUCACCCAAAUGGCUCCCAAAGCGGCAAACAAAUCCACUCCUAAACCUAAAAAGUCUGCCCGAACUGCAGUUAAGAAAAGUGCGGCCAAACCUAAGGCUAAACCCGCGGUUACUAAGAGAACCACUAAAGCAAAGGCAACGCCAGAGACUGUUAACUCUGUCGACAUCAGCGGCGAUGAAGUGGUAAAUGAGGUGAAACCAACUUCAGUGGCCAAUGCGGGCGCGUCUCCAGCAAAGAGAAGCCGAUCUAAAUCUCCGGCUAAGAAAGCAGUCGUUAAAAAGUCUACGAAAGCGACGACCAAAAAGAGCGCAGUGAAGACAACUACGACCGUUGUUACGGCUUCACCAUUGAGAUCACGAUCUGCUUCUCCAAGAAAGACAGACACGGAUGCGUCGGCACAGAAUGGCGCCACAACUGCACCAACAUCUGCAAGUCCUAAGAAAUCACCGAAAAAGUCAGCCCCAGUAAAGAAAGCGACGAAAAAGACCGCCAAAACUCCAUCCAAGUCACCCAAAGCUAAGACAAGCAGAGCCAAGAAAUCGGUACCGAAGAAAAAUACUUCUCCACCCAAACAAUCGACUACUGAUGUCAGCAGUGGUUCGCCUCCAAAACCGGUGUCACCUAAGAAAUCGCCGGCCGUUAAGAAAGCAGCGCUCAAGAAGAAAACAAAAACACCAUCGAAGGCAAAGGCAACCAAAAAGACGACGACUCCAAAGCCUAAGAGAGGACAGAAAAAGACAGCAAAGGCUUAAUCUAAACGAUAAACAACGCGAAAGUACUUCACGUUUUAAAUUUCGAUGAUUUAUAAUUAUAUUUUAGUAAAACAAUUACAAAUUUAAUUGAAAUAUAUUUAUAUAUAUAAAUAUAUAUCA